AUGGCUCUUAAGGAUACUAUUUCAGAUAACAACUCAUUACCUGUUGGUGGUAGUUUGUUUCAUGUUAGGUGCUGUGCACACAUUCUGAAUUUGUUGGUACAAGAUGGGCUAGGUAAAAUUAAAGGUAUUAUUCAUAAAGUUCGUGAGAGUGUCAAGUAUGUCAAUUUUAAUGAUUCAAGAUUUAAAACAUUUGUUGAGAUUGCUGAAAACAAGCAUUUGAAGGAGAAAAAACUCAUCAUUGAUUGUCCCACAAGAUGGAAUUCUACUUACAACAUGUUAUCUGUGGCUUUGAAGUUUAAAUCUGUGUUUCCUGUGUAUAAGGAAAGAGAACCUCACUACAAUUACGAACCAUCAUCAGAGGAUUGGAGAAAAGUUCAGAAGAUUUGCAAACUUUUAAAAGUUUUUAAUCUUGUUACUCAUGUCAUUUCUGGUAGUGAGUAUCCUACUGCAAACUUGUACCUUCCUGAAGUUUGGAGAGUGAAACAAGUAAUUGAUGAUGCUAUUGAAGAUAGAGAUUCCUUCAUGAGAAAAAUGGCAACCUCAAUGAAAGAAAAGUUUGACAAAUAUUGGGGAGAAUGCAAUAUGGUAAUAUCUUUUGCUUGUGUUUUGGAUCCUAGGUGCAAAUUACAUGUUAUUAAAUUCUGUUUUCCUUUAAUUUACAAACCUGAGCAUGUGGCUGCUGAAAAUAUUGAAAAAGUGAAGAAUACAUUGCAAGAAAUGUAUGAUGAAUAUGCUGAAAAAUAUCAUGGUGAAACAAUAAUAAGUGGAGUUAACACUAAUAGUCUAGUUGCUUCUUCUAAUGUGGUUAGUUCUGAAAUUAGUGGAAUUGAUGAAAUGUUGAAUAUGGUUCGAGAAAAAGAAGCCAUUCAUCCAACAAAAUCAGAAUUAGAAGUUUAUCUUGAUGAGAGUGCUUAUAUUCCUGAAGGCAAUUCUAAGUCUUUUAGUGCUUUGGAGUGGUGGAAAAACAAUAACUUGAAAUUCAAGGUUUUAUCUAAAAUGACAGCAGACAUAUUAGCAAUUCCUGUCUCAACGGUGGCUUCAGAGUCUUCAUUUAGUGCUGGAGGAAGAGUUAUUCAUGAAUAUCGUUCUCGACUAAAUCAAGAGUCCAUUGAAGCUCUCAUUUGUGGAGGAGAUUGGCUUCGGAACAAGUAUGGUUUGAAGAAAAAACCAAAGGUGUUGGAACAGGAAGAUUAA
Molecule: messenger RNA, 1194 nt
Organism: Arachis stenosperma
Lineage: Eukaryota; Viridiplantae; Streptophyta; Magnoliopsida; Fabales; Fabaceae
Product: zinc finger BED domain-containing protein RICESLEEPER 2-like
Exons: 2
Coding region: 1-1194 (397 amino acids)
Molecular function (GO): protein dimerization activity; DNA binding
Source: RefSeq, a predicted model, not a curated record